AUGAAAAUGUGCAUCCACACCCUAAAGACUGGGAGGAGAUAUGUUUAACAGCAUUCCUGUCCUCUCACAGUAAACCAGCUAAUGUUUCUGAACCCUGCACCGCUUCUGAAGAGUGUUUCGUGCAGUCUCUGUACUUGCAAAUACACAGGCAGAUAUGUGAUAGCGAACAGUCACAUGGGUUAUGACUGUAUAGUUGCACUCGAGGUGAUUUGAAUGAACUACGGGUCACCAUGAAGACCCAGAAGGAACCUCUGGAGGAGCUUUCAGCCUGGGGCAAGUCGUCAGGGCCCAACUCCUGGUCUCGGGUCAGCUGUCCCUGCUGUAUUUCCAGCCAAAUAGAGCCUCUGGUUCUGAUCCAGCUGUCUGAGAAUGUUCAGCCCAUCACCAAACAGUGGAUCAUGUCUGUGAUAUCAGCACCUGUGAAGACUGGAGGGUCCCAACUGUUAGUUCAUCCAGGUGAGGACAUGAAAGGGGACAUGAUAGUUGUGGCGGCCCCUCGCUGCACUCUUCUCAGGGUUACAGAGGACCUGGGGCUCUGUAAAACCUACCAGGACGGAAACAUGACAGCGUUUUCCUAUGAGGACAAAGACAACUUCUGCAACAUUGAGGACAUGCAGCGGUUCCUGACAUUGGCUGAGAGGCAGUUCAUCGUCAAACAUGAGCUGGAUUCCAUGAGAGCUUUGGAGGACCAGCGUAUCCCAGGAGUCCCUGCACCCAAGGGGAAGUUGAAAGCUAGAGAAAGCAUCUUACAGAAGCUGGAGAAAGCAGGCGUAAUCCGCAACAUCACUCCACUACAUGACCAAAAGAAGCUGACAGCAUUGGGGAAACAGUGGUACUCUCAGAAGAAUCUGUGGGGGCAGCCGCUAGAUGGCAUUCAAGCUUAUUUCGGUGGCACCAUAGCCUAUUACUUCAGCUUCCUGGACUUCUACACUUUGUCAUUGUUUCCUCCGGCCAUCCUGGGCCUGUUCAUCACCUUCUUCCUCCCCAGCAUAAACUUUUCAAGUGAAAACACAACAGCGAGCGAGUCUACGCAGGCAAAGGAAGAUGACGACCAGCCUUCUGUCAGUUCCUACAUGGUGCAGGCUGUGUUCAGCAUGCUUUGGUCCACAGUAUUCAUGGAGCUUUGGAAGCGUAGGAGCGCAGCCUUAUCUUACCGCUGGGGAACGUUUAAUUUAGCCGAACAGUUCCAAGAACCCCGACCGGGUUUCCACGGAGAAAUAGGCACCAAUCCGGUCACGGGACGGCUGGAGCCGUUGUUUCCCGAUUGGAAGAGGAGGGUCAGGAUAGGGUUGGUUUCGGUGCCUGUGGUCGGGGCGUUUUUAGGCCUAGUGGUCAUGGGAAUGGCAGGGUUCUACUUCUUCGAGCGACUGGUUUCUGGCUGGCAUAAAUCGUACGACUCGUACUUCACGGUUGCCUUGUUGUAUUUACCCUCCGUAGCUCAUAUUGUCUACACUAAUGUGCUGGGGAAUGUGUAUCGUAACGUAGCCCUGCAGCUAACAGAAGCGGAAAAUCAUAGAGAGGAGUCGUCCUUCGAUUAUCAUCACACCACCAAAGUCCUUGUGUUUACAUUUUUUAACAAUUUUGCCGUCCUGUUCCACAUCACUUUCUUCAAGGAGGACCUUGCUCUUCUGCGGAAGAGAUUAUCCUCUCUGCUGAUAGUGACCCAAGUGGUGAACCAGUUUACGGAGGUCGUGGUUCCUUUCCUUGUGGACCGUUUUAUGUCAACUUCAGAAAGGAACCUGAAGGAAGAUGAUCCAGAAGUGGACCAUCUUCAAGCGCAGGGAAACCUACCAGCUUUCCCAGGCCUGUUUGCCGAAUACAUUGAGCUUCUGGUUCAGUUUGGGUACCUGAGUCUGUUCUCCUGUGUCUACCCUCUGACCGCCCCCCUGUUGCUGCUCAAUAACUUCACAGAGAUUCGGACAGAUGCCUACAAACUUUGCAAGCUCUUUAACAAGCCCUUCUCUGCCCCUGUGGCCAACAUGGGCGUAUGGCAGGUCGCGUUUGAGGUGUUGAGCUUCAUAUCGGUAAUGUCUAACUGCUGGCUGUUGCUUCUGUCGCCGCGUGUGAAGGAUCUCACACAGGACGCUGGUCUCAGCAGUGGUCAAGUCCUUGUCUUUGCCGUCAUCGUGGAGCACGCCCUCAUUGCAGCGAAAAUGAUUCUGGCUUUCAUUAUUCCUGAUGAACCGGAUUGGGUCCGAAUCAAGAGAGAACAAAUCGAGUUUCAUUCUAUGCAGGCUCUCAAGAAGCAGAGGGUUAAGCGCAUCCAGGUGGAUGACACGCUCCCCCUGAAGGACAAACUCUGAGACCACAAUCUUGCCCGAGAGGAAGAAUGAGUGGUGCGUUGCUGCUUAUACGUAUAAAGCCAUAUCACUUCGCCAUUGUAUACUGAGCUUGAUGAUGCACCUUAUGGCUUAGUUUACCAAAGACAGAUUAUACAUUUGAUAGGGUAUUUAAACCUUGAUAAUUGUUUUUGUCAGUGAUGCCCUUUUAAAGACUACUGAUAUGCAUUAUAAACGUCACAGAAGAUGACACGUCCUAUGCUGCAGUUUUGAAUAGUUCACCCCCCAAAAAUGCAAAUUUUUGUCAAAUGUGUAUGAUAUUCUUCCAUGGAACACAAAAGGAGAUUUUGGAAGAAAACUACAGUAAAAAGCAGUGAAUAAUGACUAUAUCACCCCCCAAAAAAUGUGGAUCUUGAUAUUUUAUGAAAGUGUAAAUAUUUCUCCAAAUCUUUCUUUGUGUUCAUUGGAAGAAAAGCAUAUAGGUUCAGAAUAACAUGACGGUGAGUUUUAUACAAACAGUUUUUUUAAUUGUAUAUUUUUACAUUGGUUUCUUACUCUAGUUUUGUGUUAAUAUAUUGCAAUGAUUGUAACAUUGUUUUUAUUCUUGGUUGCAUUUUACAUUUCAUCAAAACUGUACAACCGGUUUCGCUGCCAUAAAUAACUGCCCAAAGUUGGCUUCAGUAAACAUGUUAUGCAAA
Triplophysa rosa is the source of this 2977-nucleotide messenger RNA. It is a transcript of the gene ano10b, whose product is annotated as anoctamin 10b. Lineage: Eukaryota; Metazoa; Chordata; Actinopteri; Cypriniformes; Nemacheilidae. The transcript is spliced from 14 exons. The record is from RefSeq and is a predicted model, not a curated record. The coding region runs from base 231 to 2303 and encodes 690 amino acids. Gene Ontology annotation, biological process: chloride transmembrane transport. Gene Ontology annotation, cellular component: plasma membrane. Gene Ontology annotation, molecular function: chloride channel activity.